Pyricularia pennisetigena is the source of this 576-nucleotide messenger RNA. RefSeq lists its product as uncharacterized. Gene Ontology annotation, cellular component: cytoplasm. The transcript has 3 exons. Lineage: Eukaryota; Fungi; Ascomycota; Sordariomycetes; Magnaporthales; Pyriculariaceae. Gene Ontology annotation, biological process: protein folding. The record is from RefSeq and is a predicted model, not a curated record. Bases 1 to 576 code for a protein of 191 amino acids.
AUGACAGACAAGGAACCUACCCCUGCCGAAGAGGCAGCUGCCCGCGCAAAGGAGGCGGCUGAGCAGGCAGCUCUGCCGUACAAGUGGGCGCAAACCAUUGGCGACAUCGACAUCACCAUCAAGCUAGGCGAGGGCUCUGAGAAGUACAAGGGCAAGGACCUCAAGGUCGAUAUCAAAAAACAACACUUGACUGCGGGGGUCAAGGGCUCCGACCCCAUCAUUGAUGGCGACCUCCCGCACGCCGUCCGCGUCGACGAAUCCACCUGGACGCUGACGACCAACCCGGACGGCACCAAGAACAUCGAGGUGCACCUGGACAAGGUCAACAAGAUGGAGUGGUGGCCGCACGUCGUCACGGACGCGCCCAAGAUCGACGUCACCAAGAUCAACCCCGAGAAUUCGAAGCUGUCGGACCUGGACGGGGAGACGCGCGGCAUGGUCGAGAAGAUGAUGUACGACCAGCGCCAAAAGGAGCUCGGCAAGCCGUCCUCUGACGAGCAGAAGAAGCUGGACCUGCUGGCAAAGUUCCAAAAGGAGCAUCCCGAGAUGGACUUUAGCAAUGCCAAGAUAAACUAA